AUGUCCAAUCCAUGGAAGAAAGUUCAAGCACCAGUAGACGUACAAAAACUUUCGGAUAUAAUGUCUGAAGAAUACGCACGAGGUCUUCAAGUCCAAGAAGAAAUCAAAUUCGCAGAGCAUAUGUCAGAUCAACAUGUAGUGUCGGAGUCAAACGAAGUGCCUCUUGAAAUUUUGCAACAGAUCGCCGACUGCAACGUGACGGAGUAUUGCGAUUCUGAUGCUAUUAUUGCGAAAGUUUUGCAAUGCCAGUUUGACAAAGAGUAUGACGACGAGGUGAAGAUGGUCGAGAAGAAAAGGAACGGUGAUGCAAAGGUAUCGAUAUCUUACGAUAAUUAUCGAAAUGUACCCGAGCACCUUGUAUAUGAUUCAGAUUCGGAAGAUGAUGUGGAGCGAAAUGAUGCGAAAGAUUGGGAUCGAUUUGAAACAAACGAGAAAGAGUAUGCUAGGCUGCCUAAAAGAGGUUUCAUCAUGAAAGACGGCGAAAUGGUCACGAAACAUGACAGUUUGAUUAAUGGACGAAGAAACGCCUGUCGCAUCAUGGCCUUUCCACCAGAGGUGUGUACUGGCGAUGGCGCUGGAUUUGACAUGAAAUUACCGAACUCUGUCUUCAACCAACUCAAAGAACAUACAAAAUGCAAUCAGAAGAAGCACAAGCUAUUAGAUAGGAAGGAGAGCCAAGCUACAGCUGAAAUGGGAUUGGAUGAACAAACCAGACUUAUUCUUUUUAAGAUGAUCAACAAUGGAAUGUUAGAGGACAUAAAUGGUAUCAUUUCCACUGGAAAGGAGUCUGUGGUGCUCCAUGCGAAUGGUGACCAGUCCUUCCCAGAUUUAGUUGUUCCUAAGGAAUGUGCAAUAAAAGUAUUUAAAACAACUUUAAAUGAGUUCAAAACCCGAGAUAAAUAUAUAGAAGCUGAUUAUAGAUUUAAAGAUCGCUUCUCCAAGCAAAAUCCUCGCAAGAUUGUCCACAUGUGGGCAGAAAAAGAAAUGCACAAUAUGAUGAGAAUUCAGAAAAUUGGAUUAAACUGCCCUGAUAUGGUGUGUCUGAAGAAACAUAUAUUAGUGAUGUCUUUCAUAGGCAGAGACAACAAGCCUGCUCCUAAACUACGAGAUGUAAUACUAAAGCCAGAGAAAUGGGAGAGUGUUUACAAUGAAAUUGUAGAGGCAAUGCAUAAGCUCUACAAUGUAGGGCACUUGGUGCAUGCCGAUUUAUCUGAGUAUAAUAUUCUCUGGUGGGAGAACAAAUGCUGGUUCAUUGAUGUAUCCCAAUCGGUGCAGCCUGAUCAUCCUAGUGGGCUGAAGUUCCUGCUGAGGGACUGCCGAAAUAUUAUCAAUUUCUUUGAGAAAAAAUGUGUACCGAACAUUAAAACGGCAGAAGAGCUUUUUAAAAGCAUAACUGGCUUCGAGGAAGUAGAUGUUAAUUUACUUGAAGGGGUUCAUACCACAUAUAAUGCAUUGUCAUCGCGCUUUGAGAUUGCACCUGAUGACAAUAGAAUUGUAAGUUAUCCAUUUGAGUACUGCUGGCAAAAAACUAGCGAGAACAAACACCCUCAAAGGGAAGAUGUUGUUGACAGUGAUGAUGACGAAUUUGAAGACAUGUGGACCCACUCCAUUCAAACUAAACCCAUUGACGGAGCAGCAAACUUUGGUGAUGAACUAAAGCUUCAAGAGGACACUGUGAAAACUACAACAGAAGAGGUGGUUGACAACAUAACUAAUUUUGCAAAUACCAUAAAUCUUGCUAUGCCUAAAAGUGUUGCAGAUAUAAGUAGUGGAUUAAUUGAUAAAAAGUCU
This is a messenger RNA of Iphiclides podalirius (scarce swallowtail), 1791 nucleotides long. NCBI's taxonomy places the organism in Eukaryota, Metazoa, Arthropoda, Insecta, Lepidoptera, Papilionidae. The record is from the annotation of a GenBank genome assembly.